AUGAAGGCGGUCGUAUUCGGGCAGGGGCCCCGGGCUGGGCUGUCAGAGUACCUCUCGGACGUCAGGGAGCAGGGGCUGCUCCAGCGCUACUGGAUGGUAUGGCUUCCCGCGCAGUGCGUGACCUUCGGCCUUGUGCCUGAGCACCUGCGGAUCGCCUUCGUGGCGGCCAUUUCGUUCUUCUGGCUGAUGAUACUUACGCCACCUCGGCCGCCGGGGCUCGCGCGCGCCGCGGGCAGGGCGCCCCCGCUGGCGCCACCGAGGCGGAUCCGCCAGAGGCCGAGCGAGAAUCUAAGUGAACCUAGGCGAAUAUAG
Prorocentrum cordatum is the source of this 312-nucleotide messenger RNA. Lineage: Eukaryota; Dinophyceae; Prorocentrales; Prorocentraceae. The record is from the annotation of a GenBank genome assembly.